Molecule: messenger RNA, 1026 nt
Organism: Pieris rapae (cabbage white)
Lineage: Eukaryota; Metazoa; Arthropoda; Insecta; Lepidoptera; Pieridae
Product: collagen alpha chain
Exons: 10
Coding region: 53-1018 (321 amino acids)
Source: RefSeq, a predicted model, not a curated record
GAUAACUAAUAGUUAUUUUUAAAGAGACAGUGCUUUUGAGCGUACAUUAACAAUGGUGAUUGUUCGCACGUUUGUGUUUUUAGUGUGUUUUUAUGUAAUAUAUGGAGAUGCCGCUGAAUUCAGUACACCGUCUAAUGAGAUUCCAGAGGAGCCUAAAAUAGAAGCUGUCUGGGAUGAAAAAUGCGCAAUACGAAUAACAGGUUCUGGCUUGAAAUGGAAGGGAAAAAACAAUGCCUGCUAUGCACCAGGUCAACAAGGAGCACCUGGUCCCGUUGGUCCUCCUGGUAUUAAAGGUCCUAAGGGAUCGCCUGGUAUACCAGGGCCUAUGGGAGAAAAGGGAAUUAUUGGAGACCAAGGUCCACCAGGAGUUCGGGGACCAAAGGGGGAAAAAGGCGCGCCGGGAGAGAUUGGUCAAAAAGGAGAAACGGGAGAUGCGGUAACGGGCCUUCCCGGUCCUCCUGGACCUCCAGGACCUGUUCCUAGUCCACUGGACCAGUGCAAGGGCGAAUUUUACUAUAUUAACCCAAUAGACAAAUUCUUCGCAAACUGUGACAUUAAAAAUAACAACAAAGUUUGUGUCAAAUUCACAAGUAAAAGUAAGAAAUGGCAUAAAGUCUGCGAAAAAGCCGCGCCAUGUUGGCUUCUACAGUCAAAUUUAAAUAUGGACGAACUAUACGGUGUAAAUAUGUAUGCCAAUAUUGAGUAUUUAAGCAAAUUCGAGACGUUGCAUAACACGCAAACAAUCGAAAUGGACUGCAAAUACGUUAGCAUAGAGAACAUGAGAAUUUUACUCCUACACAGCCUCAAAAUAGGAAUAGAUGCUACAGAGCGAACAUCGGUGCAUUAUGAAAUUAUUAAUAGCACUUGUAAUAAAGACACCGAGGAUGGUAAAGCCGAAUUGCAAAUAACAUUGCCCGGCCCAUUUUUGCCAAUAACUGACCUUUACAUCGCAGAUAGUACUGAGCAUUCGGAACUAUCUAUUAAAGUCGCUGAAGUCUGCUUCUAUUACAUAAUUUAGUAAAUGAU